AGUCUUGCUUUGCUGCAUUCCAGACAGGGUGGAGCCUGGGAGGAGGUUGUGAGGAGCUCCAUGAGGGGGCAGGAGGAGCAGCAGCAGCCCUGGAAGAGAGGAUGGCUUCAAGAGCAACGGCAGCUCCUCUCCAUCAGGUUGGUCAAAGUCCACCUCCACCGCUCCUGCUGCCGCCCCAUUAAAAACACAUUUAAUUCAGUUUAGCCCGUGCUAUGCACGGUGCUGGGAAUUGUAAAUAAGCCAGCUGAAUCAUAGCGUUCCUUAAUCCUUUUUGUUUGGAUGUCACACACACACUUGUUUUCCAAUCCAAACAUCCGAGGCUGCGCCCUGUGGUGUUUCCCACUCGUAAGGUAAUACUCACUGCUGUGUGAAGACGGGGAAAAAGCCGAGCUCUCCUCUCUUGUCGACAUUUUUCAAACGGUGGUGUAGAUUUUAUGGGACAUUAUCAGCGUAGAGAAGCAGGAUCAGGGACCUGUGACAGCAGAGCUGGCUUCCAAACUGCAGCUUCUGCGCAUGCGCUCGAGAAAGAUCUCACGAUAGCUUGAACCAGAAAUUUCAAAUAUAACAUUUUUAAUUAUUUUGUCCAUAUUUUCAAAGUGGUUGUAGAAACGAUUCAUAAUUGUUUCUAAUAUUCAUGUUAAAUCGUCCACAUAUUUUCUUUACUUUAAAAAAAAUGGAUUGGUUGACGAGUGGAAUUGUGGGAAAUGAAGUUGUAUCAUGCAGCACCUAGGCUAGGCUAGGCUAAGCUAGGCUACAUUUGUGCACGAGUCUGCCAUGUGGAGUCCGUAUUAACCCUCCGCACCUCACAAUCAGCCUUUCAGCUUCUGUCAGUCACUAUGUCGUUUUGUUUUAAUUUCGACCUUCCUGCACAAAAAGCACAGGCCGACGAAGAGGAUGGAACGGGAGAGAAAAAUGAAGAGAAAAGUAGAGCAGCUCUACCUACUGAGAAUAAAAUGAAACCAUCAGAGCCAGUUAAAGAGGCCACAGAGCACUUCCCUCCAUCAGACCCGCACGUUCUCAUGGAUGCCAUUUCUGAGACUGUAACCAUUGGAACUCUUCCUCCUCUCCAUUUCCUCAAUGAGACAGUUUUUGAGAAGACGGCCUCGGACAGGGAAGAUUGCGAAAAAAUUCUCAGUCGCACGGCGGAGCAGAGGUCCGAUCUGAUCUCUGGUGUGUACGAAGGAGGCCUCAAAGUGUGGGAGUGCACUUACGACCUCCUGGAGGUGAUUGAGAAAGACGGAGAGACCUUUGGAGGGAAGACAGUCUUGGAUUUGGGCUGUGGCGCCGGGCUCUUGGGAAUACUGGCUCUGAAGAGAGGAGCCAAGCAGGUCCACUUCCAAGAUUAUAACAGCACAGUCAUUGAGCAGCUCACCGUGCCAAAUGUAAUGCUAAACUGCCAAGAGGAUGAUGAAGACAGUGAAGAUGAUAAGGAAGGGGAAAAACAGAGAGAAGAUGUCUUUAAAAAGAAAGCUAAAGGGAAGGAGGAGGAGGAAGAUGGCAACCCACCGAUGAAGAAAAGAGCCACAGACUUGUCACAGAAUCUCCUCCUAAACAGGUGUCAAUUCUUCUCUGGUGAUUGGAGCACUUUCCUCACUCUGGUUCUGAAGAAAAACCCCUCACUCAAAUACAACAUUAUCCUAACAUCAGAAACUAUCUAUAACACAGCUUAUUACCCCGUGCUCCAUGAAACCCUCCACCAACUGCUGGCGCCGGAUGGACUGAUCUACCUCGCCACUAAGUCCCACUACUUCGGUGUCGGGGGAGGACUGCAUCUGUUUGAGACCUUCGUGGAGGAGAGGGGGAUUUUCUCUCUGAGUCACCUGUGGGACGGAGAAGAAGGGCUUCAGAGACAUGUUGUGGUCCUGAGAAUUAAAAAGCCAAAGGACACUUGAAUAAGGGCUCUGUUGUCUGAUCAGACUGAUUUAAUCCAGUGAUAUUUUGGAUUGUAUUUCAGUGUUUGGUGUGAGGAUUGCUGGUCAAAGCAAUUUGAAAUGUACCAGAAAGAGGAAGAGCGAAAAUAAAAAGCUGCCACAUCU
Salarias fasciatus (jewelled blenny) is the source of this 2036-nucleotide messenger RNA. RefSeq names its product methyltransferase 18, RPL3 N3-histidine (gene mettl18). Gene Ontology annotation, molecular function: protein-L-histidine N-tele-methyltransferase activity. The record is from RefSeq and is a predicted model, not a curated record. Lineage: Eukaryota; Metazoa; Chordata; Actinopteri; Blenniiformes; Blenniidae. The coding region runs from base 837 to 1892 and encodes 351 amino acids. Gene Ontology annotation, cellular component: nucleus. The transcript has 2 exons. Gene Ontology annotation, biological process: peptidyl-histidine methylation, to form tele-methylhistidine.